AUGUCUUUUGGUAGGCAUGCCUACAGGCAUGCUUUAAAACCGCCCUCGGCUCCGACUCUCGAUCAUCCCUGGGUCAGUGACGAUUUGCUUGCAGCAACCUUCCGCCGCUUCGCCAACGGUCAAAGACGACAUGGCAGUUGCGUCCCCGGACCCCUGGAGGCUAGAAGAAGACUAGCCCGGCGUCGCAAUACAGCACUUGCCGGCUUUGGAGCAUCCCCAGUGGAAGAUAUCGCGUGUCUAUUUGGGCGCAAUGGGAGGGAACAUAUGAAGUGGACGGACUACCCAUGGCAGAGAUCGCAUAUCAAUACUCAAGACCUGAGUAGCUGUGCUUUAGCAACUGCCGAGACCGCGCUUCCGUUUUACGACCAUAAUCCUGAUCCAAUUAACCCGCGGAUCUUGGAAGAACAAGUUUCGACUCCCAACUAUGAAAACGAACCAACAAAAACGCAAAUGCUGCAAGAAUUCCUAGAAGGGGACAACUGGGGGAUUGAAGAUGUUCGGGAUUUCGCCCGCCGGUUGAGAAUCGACCUACACCGAGAACCGGAAUACAGCCGGCAGAUCUUCGACGCAUUGCUUAUGCGCUCAACGACGGAUUUGACGCAAGUUAUCCAGUUUCUGGAUGACCCGUUUUUGAAUGUCUGGGGAGCUGGUAAUUACAUCGCUGCGGUGGAGAUGUUCGUGCGGACUAAAACCAAACGUUCCAACCGAACUGCCGUGCUGAAUGCCAUUUCUCGCGCCCUUGAGCUGGGACUCGUCGCAUCAGAGGAGAUUUGUCUGAUCAUCAAAUCUUUAACACAUAUUAUUGUUGAGCGAAACAAGACUUUAGCAGCAUGGGAUCAGAAGGCAUUGAUGAAGCACUACCGUGCUAUGUGGCAAGCCAUCGGACGUUGCAACAUCCUCGGAUAUGAUGAAUUGGAACAAGAAAUUGUCGAUACUUGGCUAAAGGAGCUCUUGAGAAUCGGUGACUUUCGUUUCGCGGGCGAAAUUAUUGUCGCAACUCACAACGCCGGUCAUAAUGUCUACUGGCCUUCAACCUUUAUUUUGACUUGGCUGGACAAAUUCGGUGACGAUAUUUCGACGACAACCAUUCAAUUCCCCAUGUCUUUGUUGAACCGAAUGAAUCCAGACUGUGCAGCCAAUUGUCUGGUUUAUAUCACUGAACAACUUGCCUCCAAUCAACAAAAGGAGACUCGUGAUGAACGGCUUGAGCAAUGGCGAAAUUGCUUGCUGAACAUAAAUGAUGCUUCAGCUAUUGCCCGUUCCCAAAUAUGGUCAAAUCUUCCACUGGCCAACACUCAAUACCCUGAAGAAUUAUUGAGUGCCUUCCCUACAAGUUCCAACUUAUCCAUCCAACAUCAAAUUGUGCUUCGCCUAUGGGUCUUACGCACCAUGAGUCGAUCCCUGGGGCCCAUGUAUCUUUCGCAUGCCAAACCCACGGACCAAUCCAUCUAUAUGUUGCUUAACCUGUACGAAAUCACUGUUUCACAAACGAAAGGAUCCUUCCUUGCAGAUCUACUGCACGGCAUACACGGCCUAGAUCUCCCAUACAAUGGCCUUCUUCUCCUCGCAGUCGAUCUCAAGCUAAGAAAGCUGGUCACAAAAACCACCCGCCAUACCCUUGAACGACUCGAGACCUCUCAAACUUCUCUGGCCGAUCUUUGGGCAAAUCCAGCUACCUACAACGGAGUGCGAACUCUUUUCUACGGUUCAUUCGAACAAAUGUUCAAUCGACUAGACCUUCUCAGUCCCGAGACUAAAGAUGAGUGUCUACGCCUUGCUAGAGUAGGCGACUCAAAAAGCAUCUGGUCAAUCACCAGACUUCUGCGCAACCAUACCCCAUUCAAAGUUUGUCUUCACAAGGCCUGGGUGCCCAUUCCGCACCCGGAUGAGAAAGUCCUCGUACGCUAUCACCCCGGACCACGGGAUAGCAGAUGUCCUGAUCCCCAUGCCGCGGUCGAAUUCAUUCAUCAACUGGCUAUUGCAUUCUCAUGCUGUCAGCAGUUGACUCCCUCUCGCUCCUUUCACCUUAUCCACUGGCUUUACGACUACCUCCGUAAACAUGGUGGGCCUGUUUACCCAUCUCUGGUGCGGGCUAUGUACCACGCUGGUGUUGUUCGGUAUAGGCGUGAAGGACGUCGCAUUGCGCCCACUCAGUAUGAGUACAUUAUGUGGAUUAUUGAGAAGUUUGAAGGGCAGGAUGUUGUUGACGAGCUUCAUGAGGGGCCGCAAAUUGGCCGCUCGACUCGUGGUUCGUAUCAUGAGUAG
Molecule: messenger RNA, 2265 nt
Organism: Penicillium verhagenii
Lineage: Eukaryota; Fungi; Ascomycota; Eurotiomycetes; Eurotiales; Aspergillaceae
Exons: 2
Coding region: 1-2265 (754 amino acids)
Source: RefSeq, a predicted model, not a curated record